AGCGCGCGCCGCACGCAUCCCAGCAUCUCGGUGUCUAGUGUCGAGUGCUCGUGAGUUCGAGUGUCUUCUAGUGUCUGAUACCCGCUGCUCUCUCCGACAUGGCGACGAGUCGGCAUACGCCGCUCGCGCUGCCGCUGCGCCUCUUGACCCUACUCGGGUUGUCGUGUUGGUGCGGCGCACAGACGCGGUACCAGGGCCGCGAGAUCGGCGCGCUGUCGCAGCUGCAGCACGGCGUGCGCGGACGCGUGUUCGCGGUGGACUCGCGCACCAUCCACCUGGCCGACCUGCACUACGACGGCGAGGGGCCUGCGGCGUACUUCUACGUGGGCAAGUCGAAGGCGCCGACGGCGGAGGGCGCGCACCGGCUGCGCGACGAGCGCGGCGGCGCGGGCCCGCUGCGCCGGUACCGCGGCGAGAGCAUCACGCUCGCGCUGCCCGACGGACUCUCACUCAAGGACCUGCGCUGGUUCGCCAUCUACUGCGACGAGUAUGCGGUGAACUUCGGCGACGUGCGCAUCCCUCGAGACCUGGAGUACCCGAAGCCCGCGAAGGUGGGCGCGCUACGCGGCGUGCACGGCGUGUGGUCGGAGCCCGUGGUGGUGGUGGACGCGCAGACGCUGCUCGUGCCGCACUUCUCCUACGACGGCGAGGCGCCCGACGCGAAGUUCUGGGUGGGUCGCGGCGAGUCGCCGUCGCCGCAGGGCAUCCGCAUCCCCGACGAGAACGGCAAGGAGACGCCGCUGCGCAAGUACGACAAGAAGACCAUCGUGCUCACGCUCCCAGGGGAGCUGACGGUGUUCGACAUCGGGCACUUCGGCGUGUGGUGCGAGGCGUUCACGGUGGACUUCGGGCACGUGCCGCUGCCGCGCGCCGCGCUGCGCAACGUGCCGCCCAGCCUCAAGAUGCUCGGCGUGUCGCCGCAGUCGAAGUUGAACUGCGAGGUGUUGCUGGACGAGCUGGCGUUCGAGGCGCGCUGGGCGGUGGCGGGAGACAGCAUCGUCAUACAGCUGGUCGCUAAACUCGAGGACGGCGAGUACAUGUCAUUCGGCAUCUCUGGCGACCCGCACCACUCGCAGAUGGUGGGCGGCGACGUGGCGGUGGCGUGGCUCAACCAGACCACGCUCAAGGGCAACGCCGUCGACUACUACCUGGACGCCAAGAGCCAGUGCGCCGGCACGCACGGCUCCUGCCCCGACGAACACUUCGUGGAGGGCACGAACUCAGUGCGUCCGUUGAACGCGGCGCUGGUGAACGGGUACUCGAUCGUGACGUACCAGCGCAGCCUGCGCGCCGCCGACGGGCUCGACCUGCCCGUGCUCACCAACGCCUCGCAGCCGAUCAUCUGGGCCAUCGGACCGCUCAACUCGCUCAACGAGGUCUCCUACCACCAACAUUACACCAAGGGUGACAAGUUCAUAGAGUUCGGGCGGCCACCGCGCUGGAAUUGCCCCAUGCCUGAGACCGAGGAGGAGCGCCGCGCCGAGCCCUCGUCCACUACACUUGCGCCACUCAAGGAACCUGCGCCGGUGCUGAAGCUGCGUCCAGUGCCGACGCCGAAGCCGGUGCCGAAGAGCCAGCCGUGGGAGAUCCCGGCAAUCCAGUGCUACGAGCCGCCCGAUGGCGUGUUCUACGCGCAGAUGGGCCCUACUGGUGGCAAGCAGGGAUACUCCGCCAUUACCGGUCACGUGGGCUGGGGCAUCUCGUGGUACAUCAACGGGCUGCUGAUCCCGGAGAUCAACGUGGUGCGCGGCAAGAAGUACACGUUCGUGGUGGAGGGCGGCUCGGACCCCGCGGUGCCGGCGCGCUACCACCCCUUCUACAUCACCAACGACCCCGUCGGCGGCUACCAACACAAGAGCGCUGACGAAAAGAAGGGCGUGGAGAUCUACGCGGGCGUGCGUCGCACCCGCUCCGGGGACGUAGUGCCGGCGGGCGUGGGGCGGCUCUGCAACUGGACGCCGGACAGCAGCGGGCCCGACGCCGACGAGUACCCGUCCUUCGGCGCGUACCAGCGCAGCCUCACGCUCGUCUGCGAGGAGGGCAGCCCCGGCGUCGUCACGUGGACGCCGGACGCGAAGACCCCCGACACCGUCUACUACCAGUGCUUCACGCACCGCCACCUCGGCUGGAAGAUCAACGUGGUGGACGAGUGUGACGCGGAGGAGGCGGAGGAGAGCCGCGUGGCGGAGUCUGUGGCGCUGCCCGACGACCUCCGCAGCGAGGAGUCCGUGCAGGUACACAGCCGACUCACGCCCGAUACUAACUUUCUAGAUCAGCGCAAGAAGCUCGAGAAAAUUAUCAAUACGAAAACGAAUUAUGACGAUUUCAGUAGUUAUAAGGAGGGCGAGCUAACGGGCGAAGUGUACAGAGACGACAGGGAGCAGCCGUACCGCACCGGACCACGCUACGAAUUGCCCAUAUCCAACGGACAGAUGAAGGAGGUCAUCCAGGCGGUCGAGAGCCUCGAGACCAAGAUGAAAGACGACAUGAAGAGGAACACAACACAUCUGACGCAGCACGGACACGGCCCGGGCACGGCACCGCUCGCGUACAACGGUCACGCCGGACACAACUCGCACCAGUAUCAGGUACACGAGGACGUGCGCGAGAUGUUCGUGCCGGAGCAGCCGAUCAGGGAGGACGAUGAGUACUUCGUCGAGGGAAAAGUACCUGACAACUACUUCCUACCACCGAAUCAGAAACCCCUGACGCUGCAGUCCGUCCUGCGUCCGAACGGGCCCCGACAGCCACACGGCAAUAUGCGACCGCCGUUCAGGAGACCUGUGCCACCAGAAAUUAAAUUACGUCGGCCGCCUUCCAUGCAUCAAAAGAACCCCAACACGGGAUAUCCUCUGCCGAUGCCCAGUGGUCAUAAUCAACACGUCGGCAUGAAGAAGUCUCAGAAUUCACCUCAUAAAUUUAACAAUAACCGACCCCCGAUGAAUCGGCCGCCGCCUGCCGGACCGGCGUCUGGUAUUCCGCCGAUGAAAGCGAUGCCCCAGUUACACACUAAACCUAUGUUUACCCAAAUCUCAAAACAGGGAACUAAAACUAAUCCCACACCGACUCCUCAAGCACCUGUAAUGAUUAUAAUGGCUAAUAGUAAACAAGGAUCUACGAAUCUGCCUACACAGAGUCAAACUCUGAGUCUGGGCCAAACUGAUAUAAUAGCAAACCAAGUUGUAAAGAGUCACAUAAUGCUACCUGGCGGAAAUGACGCAAUAGCACAACACAGCAUACCACAGACUUACAUGAAGCCAGGACAAAUAAUACUGGGGAAGCCGAUGGAGCAUCCAGUGCCUUUGGAUCAGCAGAUGAUUCAGACGAAGCCGCUGCCGAUGAGGACUCCUCCUACACCAUCGCCGCUGUUGUUCCAUUCAUCAACGCUUCGGAUAAAGUUGGAAAACGAACUUCCAAUACUAAACGAAAUUAAAUCAUCAGAUUUUAUCGGCGAGUCCGUGGACUCGUCUACAUUAGCGCCCGCCGUGAACACUGGGUUCAGGCCUGAGUCUAUAGUAGUUGAAAGCGGAUUUAAACCUAUUAUAAGAGAACCUCUAAUGGCUGCCGAAGAUAGAAUAGCAGAAUACGAAACCAGCGCUAACAGGAGAGAAGACACCGAUGUUGUAGAAGACUAUGAAGAAUCUCCUCAGCCUCUUGCGAAUUACGCUCCAUCUAGUGAGAAACUGACCGAAUCAUUUGAGCCGAUGUUUAUACCCUCACCACCGGACCAUUUGUUAGCGGUCCACGAUCGAACCAAAGAAGUAUUCCCAAAAAAUCAUGCGAAAGAAGACCGACCUCAUCCAGUUUACGUAAAAACAGAAAACGAACUAAACGCACUAUUCAGUAAGAAAAACAUGGAGCGCGAAGUACCGUCGGACAUGGUGAUGGAGUCGGACCGCGUCAGUCCGCACUACCUGCCGCCAGACCCCAAAUUGCCAAAGGAGCAUUCUCAGAAACUGUCCAUGGGUGAACAAACAUUUACUACAUACGAUGGCAAAACAGUCUCCGCGGCGACACUCACCAGCGUGCCAGACUUGAAUAAGACAAGUAAUAAGUUCUCAUCUAAACUGCCUGCAAAUUCGGAAUUGUUAUUAAAAACCCCACAGUUUGGACCUUUCAAGGGUGAGAUUCCGCCGCCGGUGGCCGCGCAUAUCAAUAAGGACCCACAACUGCCUUCAAAAGACACAGCACCCGCACAGGAUUCCAGAACCACACACUUAAAACUAGUAAAUUUGCAUAAAUCCAGUGAAGUGCUUGACGACUUAGAAGCUGACGGUAGUGAAAUUCAUGAAGUCACACAAAAAACAGAUGAUUUAGACGAAGAAGAGGAAUACGAAGAGGAAGAGGGGGAAGCAGAUAUAAAAAGAGAGAAGAGAGACGCGCGCGGGACGCAUUCCGAGAGCAGUACGGUGGCGCAGGCGCAGGCGCCCAUCAACGGGCACAGCCUCCCCGUCAGUCACAUGGACUUCGAGACGUCGGCGGCGAGCGCGCGGACGCUCUGUACGCAUUUAGUAUUAUUAGCGCUGUGUGUGAAGCUGUUCUAAAUUAUAAUAAUUAAAUUAUUUAUUGGAUGAGUAGGCCUUGCCAGUAAUGCAUUUCGCGUGGGCGCCGCGUGGCGUGGCGUCGGUGCCGUCGGUCACGUGGCCGUUGCUUCUCUUCGAGCGUGUACGGGCUUGUGGGCGAGUCUCUGUAUGGAUGCAUCUCAGUGACAUCUGUUACCACUUUCACACGCAAUAUGCAAAUCAAUACUCCGUUAGUAUUAGGAUUUUUGUAAAUAUUAUUAUUUUAAUAAAUAUUAGUGUUACAUUUUA
This is a messenger RNA of Manduca sexta (tobacco hornworm), 4811 nucleotides long. RefSeq names its product protein Skeletor, isoforms D/E (gene Skeletor). NCBI's taxonomy places the organism in Eukaryota, Metazoa, Arthropoda, Insecta, Lepidoptera, Sphingidae. The record is from RefSeq and is a predicted model, not a curated record.